GCCUCUAUUAUAUACACUAGAAUUCAAUUGAGCCUCGAGCCUCUGUUAUAUACACUAGAAUUCAAUUGAGCCUCGAGCCUCUGUUAGAUACACUUGAAUUCAAAUGAGCCUCGAGCCUGUAUUAUAUACACUUGAAUUCAAUUGAGCCUCGAACCUCUAUUAUAUACACUAGAAUUCAAUUGAGCCUCGAGCCUCUAUUAUAUACACUAGAAUUCAAUUGAGCCUCGAGUCUCUGUUAUAUACACUAGAAUUCAGUUGAGCCUCGAGCCUCUAUUAUAUACACUAGAAUUCAGUUGAGCCUCGAGCCUCUAUUAUACAUGAUUUCUGUUUCGACAGAUUAAGCAGAAGCUGGUAUUAAUGAAAAUGUUCCUGGCUGCUGGUGAUUCUAGGGUUAGUUUUAAAGAGUGUAUCAAACAUUAUUUAACCUUCCAAAAUAUACUUCAUCAUCAUCAUCAUCAUCAUAAUAAUAAUAAUUUAUGAACUUGAGCCAGUAUUAAUGUCAGAUCUUUGACUGAUAGGAACGUCCAUAUGUAUGCAUUGGAGGGUGGUUAGCGAAUGUGAUAUGCAGUACUGUAUCUGGCAAAUGUAACACGGUAACAUAUUUUUUAGUUCAUAGAUUAAAAUAAAAGUCAAAUAUUUCCCAUGCCGUCAUGAAUAUGCUGUUACUGCCUUGUUAUCAAACACAUCGGGCGGCUGGCCCUUCAAGCAAAUGAAUGACUGUAAACUGCCCAGUCCAGCUUACUGGAAUUCUGUCCGAGUGCCGUUGGAAAGGUCUGUAAGAGACGGAGAGUCUAGAAUGACUUACACGUACAGCAAGUACCCAGCUGAGCGUACCUGCCACCCUACAGUGAAAUAUCCACAGAGAGAGAGCCAGCGCUGGACAAGCCCAGGGAUCGUGAAACAUGCCCCAGCACAGAGAGAUCCAGCGCUGGACAAGCCCAGGGAAAGCGAAACAUACAAGCAGGAAUAUCCAACAGGGCUGUGGGACUUGCCCUUGCAUGUUUGUGUAGGGAACGUGUUCAGGCAUGUAGCAGCGUGUGAGUCACACUGCACUCCCUGCAGAGCAGGUUCCUCCCAGCAGGGUGUAUAACCCUGCCAUUGGUUUAGAGAUGUUUAAAGGCUGAGCAGCCCGGACACUGAUUCACUGAGCAGUGCUCUGAUAGACUCCUGAGUCUGACUCCUCACACAGGGAUCACUGCAAGGAAACGCUGUGAGGAUGGUAAAGUGUGACACCAUGGCUCCUCAGAACAGAAUCCUGACGCCCUCCUUCAACACUUCGGUGUGCCGCUCCCUGUUCGGGCCGGUAGACCGGGAGCAGCUGCGAGCCGAGUUCCAGGAGAGCAUGCGCAAGACCCUGGAGGAGGCAACACACAAGUGGAGCUUCGACUUUGUGAACGAGAGCCCCCUGGAGGGGGGAGACUUCCAGUGGGAGGGGGUCCCGGGGGGCAAGGUACCCGUGCUGUACCACCCCUGCGUGGUGAGGGCUAGCAGGCAGGGGGCACUGUGCACAAAGGAAAGGGAAAGCAGAAGGAAGCAGACCAGCAUUACAGAUUUCUACCAGUCGAAGAGGAGGCGGGUACAGUCUGCCCGGAAGUUGGAGCAGUGAAGCUGGAGUGGAGCUCACGGCUCUCACUCUGAGGUCCCACAAGCACUUUGCUCUCGUCGUGCCUGCCCUCAGGAACAGCUGGACAUCGCGGUGCUGCGAAAGACUCGCUCUGCCAACAUUUUAUUUAUCAAGCUCCUUACAAACCUCCAAAGAGCCUUGUCUCGCAAGGAUCUUCAUUUAAAGUAGCAAAGGACUGUCUUCUCCCUUCCCUCUUCUUCACUGUAAGCUGUGCAAGCCUGGCUGUAGCGAGCAUUCCAAUAGAACCGCGGUGGCACUCCAUUGGAAUUCAUUCUGAUUCUAUGUGCUGUGUGAGAACCACUACACCAGAGCCACUCUGGCGAACUCCCCUUAGUGGAUAUAUUGCAAACUGGGCACAAGCAUGACCCCUUCUAAGGUUGUAAGCAUGUUUGAAAUGACUUUGUGAACUCAGGAAAUGGGCUGCCAUCUCGGUGACAGUUACAUCCGCGGUCCAAAUUAAAGAAGGCGGCUAGUAAAAUAAAAUUUGUUCAAACUACAUUUUUUUUAUUUAACAAAUUCUUGCUUGCAAAACAGGUAUUUUGUCAAGAUACGAUUCAGUAUUUUAAGCAUUAUGCAUUAUGAGAACAGGCUAAUGUAAUGGAAGUUAUUAUAUAUAUAUAUAUAUAUAUAUAUAUAUAUAUAUAUAUAUAUAUAUAUAUAUAUAUAUAUAUAUAUAUAUAUAUAUAUAUAUAUAUGUAGUUAUUUUUUAUUGUAUAAUAUUUUAUUAUGUUCUCAGCACAGAAAAAUUCGAUCUGUUGCUGCUUUAACAUGGGGCUUCCUGCAAGCACACACACGCAGACGCAUGCAGACAUAUUAGUAUCAUAUGAAUAUUAAGUAGCAUGUAAUGUUGCUGACAGCCUCCUCAUGUGUUACAGUGCCUGUAGAUAAUGUUGCUUGUGUUUCAUAUCUGCUUGAUUAAAUCUUUGCAUUGUUUAAAACUGUUUGGGAAGGUUGGGAAGUUCACUGGGUUUGAGCACAGCUCUGAAAAGUUAUUAAACAAAUCACAACCAUUAGGUAUCCAGUUCAGGUCAAAGUUGGGCUUGAUGCUAUAAUGUUAGGGUCAGGGGUAUAUUGAUGGUACAGUGUUAGGGUCAGGGGUAUAUUGAUGGUAUAAUGUUAGGGUCAGGGGUACUGGGUUAGCAGUAUGGUUAUACAAAACUUCUUAAUGGGAAAAGAUUCAGCCCUGUUUAAAUGAGCCACAGAAAACAGAAGUUAACAAUCUUUUAGCAUGUCUGUUUUUUUAGUACAGGCCCUUGUUGUGGCAGAAAAGAAAGCAAGCAGGGUCUCUGUUAAUUCUUUCAGUUUAGCUUUCUGUUCCCCUGCUUGUUUAAGCUCAAUGAUGUUUCUUGACAGCUCUUGUUUCACAAGCCACUUACACUUCUGUAAAUAAUAAAUUGUGGUGUAUAAAAAAAAGUCUGUUGAGACUUUUACUGAAGUUAAUAAAGUCAUUAUUUAUUGUAAAACAUAAUAUUGUGUUUUUGUUGUUACGUUUAUGAAAAAUAAAUUAAUUCUUCUUGUUUAA
Molecule: messenger RNA, 3146 nt
Organism: Polyodon spathula (Mississippi paddlefish)
Lineage: Eukaryota; Metazoa; Chordata; Actinopteri; Acipenseriformes; Polyodontidae
Product: cyclin-dependent kinase inhibitor 1-like
Exons: 3
Coding region: 1217-1606 (129 amino acids)
Biological process (GO): signal transduction by p53 class mediator; regulation of mitotic cell cycle
Cellular component (GO): nucleus
Molecular function (GO): cyclin-dependent protein serine/threonine kinase inhibitor activity
Source: RefSeq, a predicted model, not a curated record